CCUGCACCCUUGCACACCCGGAGGGUCCUGGGGUCCAAGGGGGUCCUGGUCACGCCCCUGUGCACCCCACGGCUUCACGUGGUCCCUUGCCUGGGCUCCUCCUGCCCCGGGCCCCCUACAAAUGUGCAGCCCACUCUGGCUCCUCCUGUCUCCAGAGCUUGGCUUUGCAGCCUCAGUUUCCCCUUCUAGAGUGUCUUGGAUAAAGAAUCCAGUGAGGCCCAGACGCUGCCCCUCUGGAUACCACAGCCUGAGGCCUCUCCGUGAGUCACGGGGGCACCAUCCCCCACCAGGGCAGAGGCUGGAGGCCACUGCCAAGCAUGGCGCCCACCUGGAGUCCCAGCGUGUUGUCUGUGGUGGGUCCUGUGGGGCUCUUUCUCGUACUGUUGGCCAGAGGAUGCUUGGCUGAAGAGCCACCCAGAUUCAUCAGAGAGCCCAAGGAUCAGAUUGGUGUGUCAGGAGGCGUGGCCUCCUUUGUGUGCCAGGCCACAGGUGAUCCUAAGCCACGAGUAACUUGGAACAAGAAGGGCAAGAAAGUGAAUUCACAGCGCUUCGAGACCAUUGACUUUGACGAGAGCUCUGGGGCAGUGCUGAGGAUCCAGCCACUUCGGACGCCUCGGGAUGAGAACGUGUACGAGUGUGUGGCCCAGAACUCAGUGGGGGAAAUCACAAUUCAUGCAAAGCUCACCGUCCUUCGAGAGGACCAGCUGCCUCCUGGCUUCCCCAACAUUGACAUGGGCCCCCAGUUGAAGGUUGUAGAGCGCACACGCACAGCCACCAUGCUCUGUGCUGCCAGCGGGAACCCAGACCCUGAGAUCACCUGGUUCAAGGACUUCCUGCCUGUGGACCCCAGUGCCAGCAACGGGCGGAUCAAGCAGCUUCGAUCAGGUGCCCUGCAGAUUGAGAGCAGCGAGGAGACAGACCAGGGCAAGUACGAGUGCGUGGCCACCAACAGCGCUGGGGUGCGCUACUCAUCACCUGCCAACCUCUACGUGCGAGAGCUUCGAGAAGUCCGCCGUGUGGCCCCCCGCUUCUCCAUCCUGCCCAUGAGCCACGAGAUCAUGCCCGGUGGGAAUGUGAAUAUCACUUGUGUGGCCGUGGGCUCACCCAUGCCCUACGUGAAAUGGAUGCAGGGGGCCGAGGACCUGACGCCUGAGGAUGACAUGCCAGUGGGUCGGAAUGUUCUAGAACUCACGGAUGUCAAGGACUCAGCUAACUAUACUUGUGUGGCCAUGUCCAGCCUGGGUGUGAUCGAGGCCGUGGCUCAGAUCACUGUAAAAUCUCUCCCCAAAGCCCCUGGGACUCCUGUGGUGACGGAGAACACUGCUACCAGUAUCACUGUCACAUGGGACUCGGGCAACCCUGACCCUGUGUCCUACUACGUAAUUGAGUAUAAGUCCAAAAGCCAGGAUGGGCCGUACCAGAUCAAAGAAGACAUCACCACCACACGCUACAGCAUCGGAGGCCUGAGCCCCAAUUCUGAGUAUGAGAUCUGGGUGUCAGCUGUCAACUCUAUUGGCCAGGGCCCCCCCAGUGAGUCGGUGGUGACCCGCACAGGCGAGCAGGCACCAGCCAGCGCUCCCAGGAAUGUUCAGGCCCGCAUGCUCAGUACCACCACCAUGAUCGUGCAGUGGGAGGAGCCUGUGGAGCCCAAUGGCCUGAUCCGUGGCUACCGUGUCUACUACACCAUGGAGCCAGAGCACCCAGUGGGCAACUGGCAGAAACACAAUGUGGACGACAGUCUUCUGACCACUGUGGGCAGCCUGCUGGAGGAUGAGACUUACACCGUGCGCGUGCUUGCCUUCACGUCGGUGGGCGAUGGGCCACUGUCAGACCCCAUCCAGGUCAAGACUCAGCAGGGAGUGCCUGGCCAGCCCAUGAACUUGCGGGCCGAGGCCAAGUCAGAGACCAGCAUUGGGCUCUCAUGGAGUGCACCACGGCAGGAGAGUGUCAUUAAGUAUGAACUGCUCUUCCGGGAGGGCGACCGAGGCCGAGAGGUGGGGCGAACCUUCGACCCAACCACAGCCUUUGUGGUAGAGGACCUCAAGCCCAAUACGGAGUAUGCGUUCCGGCUGGCGGCGCGCUCGCCGCAGGGCCUGGGCGCCUUCACCGCGGUCGUGCGCCAGCGCACGCUGCAGGCCAAACCGUCAGCCCCCCCUCAAGACGUUAAGUGCAUCAGCUUGCGCUCCACGGCCAUAUUGGUAAGUUGGCGCCCGCCACCGCCAGAAACUCACAACGGGGCCCUCGUGGGCUACAGCGUCCGCUACCGACCGCUGGGCUCAGAGGACCCGGACCCCAAGGAGGUGAACAACAUACCCCCGACCACCACUCAGAUCCUUCUGGAAGCUUUGGAGAAAUGGACGGAGUACCGUGUCACCGCCGUGGCUUACACAGAGGUGGGACCAGGGCCCGAGAGCUCGCCCGUGGUCGUCCGCACCGAUGAGGACGUGCCCAGCGCGCCCCCGCGGAAGGUGGAGGCGGAGGCGCUCAACGCCACAGCCAUCCGAGUGCUGUGGCGCUCGCCCACGCCCGGCCGGCAGCACGGGCAGAUCCGCGGCUACCAGGUCCACUAUGUGCGCAUGGAGGGCGCCGAGGCCCGCGGGCCACCGCGCAUCAAGGACAUCAUGCUGGCGGAUGCCCAGUGGGAGAUGGACGACACUGCCGAAUACGAAAUGGUUAUCACGAACCUCCAGCCUGAGACUGCUUACUCUAUCACAGUAGCCGCAUAUACCCUGAAAGGCGAUGGCGCUCGCAGCAAACCGAAGGUGGUGGUGACCAAGGGAGCAGUGCUGGGCCGCCCCACCCUGUCGGUGCAGCAGACCCCUGAGGGCAGCCUGCUGGCGCGCUGGGAGCCCCCCGCGGACGCGGCAGAGGACCCGGUGCUUGGCUACCGCUUGCAGUUUGGGCGCGAAGACGCGGCCCCCGCCACGUUGGAGCUGGCUGCGUGGGAGCGGCGGUUCGCGGCGCCUGCACACAAGGGCGCCACCUAUGUGUUCCGACUGGCAGCGCGGGGCCGCGCGGGGCUGGGCGAGGAGGCCGCGGCGGCGCUGAGCAUCCCCGAGGACGCUCCGCGCGGCUUCCCACAGAUCCUGGGCGCCGCGGGCAACGUGUCCGCGGGCUCCGUGCUACUGCGCUGGCUGCCACCCGUGCCCGCCGAGCGCAAUGGCGCUAUCGUCAAGUACACGGUGUCCGUGCGGGAGGCCGGCGUCCCGGGGCCCGCGACCGAGACGGAGCUGGCGGCGGCAGCCCAGCCGGGGGCCGAGACGGCGCUCACGCUGCGAGGGCUGCGGCCGGAGACGGCCUACGAGCUACGCGUGCGCGCGCACACGCGUCGCGGCCCCGGCCCCUUCUCACCCCCGCUGCGCUACAGGCUCGCGCGGGACCCAGUCUCUCCCAAGAACUUCAAGGUGAAGAUGAUCAUGAAGACUUCAGUGCUGCUGAGCUGGGAGUUCCCCGACAAUUAUAAUUCACCCACGCCCUACAAGAUUCAGUACAAUGGGCUCACACUGGAUGUGGAUGGUCGCACUACCAAAAAGCUGAUCACGCACCUCAAGCCACACACCUUCUAUAACUUCGUGCUCACCAAUCGUGGCAGUAGCCUGGGAGGCCUGCAGCAGACGGUCACCGCCAGGACCGCCUUUAACAUGCUCAGUGGCAAGCCUAGUGUUGCCCCGAAGCCCGACAACGACGGUCUCAUCGUGGUCUACCUGCCUGAUGGCCAGAGUCCUGUGACUGUGCAGAGCUACUUCAUUGUGAUGGUCCCACUUCGGAAGUCUCGAGGCGGCCAGUUUCCUGUCCUGCUGGGUAGUCCCGAGGACAUGGACCUGGAAGAGCUCAUCCAGGACAUCUCCCGGCUGCAAAGGCGCAGCCUGCGCCACUCCAGACAACUGGAGGUACCUCGGCCCUACAUCGCUGCUCGAUUCUCCAUCCUGCCAGCUGUCUUCCAUCCUGGGAACCAGAAGCAAUAUGGCGGCUUUGAUAACAGGGGCUUGGAGCCAGGCCACCGCUACGUCCUCUUUGUGCUUGCUGUGCUGCAGACAAGUGAGCCUACAUUUGCAGCCAGUCCCUUCUCAGACCCCUUCCAGCUGGACAACCCAGACCCCCAGCCCAUUGUGGAUGGGGAGGAGGGUCUCAUCUGGGUGAUUGGGCCUGUGCUGGCUGUGGUCUUCAUCAUCUGCAUCGUGAUUGCCAUCCUGCUGUACAAGAACAAACCUGACAGCAAACGCAAGGACUCAGAGCCCCGCACCAAAUGCUUACUGAACAAUGCUGACCUUGCCCCCCAUCACCCCAAAGACCCUGUGGAAAUGAGACGCAUCAACUUCCAGACACCAGGUAUGCUCAGCCACCCGCCCAUCCCCAUCACAGACAUGGCCGAGCACAUGGAGAGACUCAAAGCCAAUGACGGCCUCAAGCUGUCCCAGGAGUAUGAGUCCAUCGACCCCGGGCAGCAGUUCACCUGGGAACAUUCGAACCUGGAGGCCAACAAACCCAAGAACCGCUAUGCCAACGUCAUCGCCUAUGACCACUCACGAGUCAUCCUGCAGCCCCUGGAAGGCAUCAUGGGCAGUGAUUACAUCAAUGCCAACUAUGUGGACGGCUAUCGGCGGCAGAAUGCAUACAUCGCCACACAGGGGCCCCUGCCUGAGACCUUUGGGGACUUCUGGCGGAUGGUGUGGGAGCAGCGAUCAGCCACCGUGGUCAUGAUGACGCGGCUAGAGGAGAAAUCACGGAUCAAAUGUGACCAGUAUUGGCCUAACCGAGGCACUGAGACUUACGGCUUCAUCCAGGUCACCCUACUAGAUACCAUGGAGCUGGCCACCUUCUGCGUCAGGACCUUUUCUCUGCACAAGAAUGGCUCUAGCGAGAAGCGUGAGGUGCGACAUUUCCAGUUCACAGCAUGGCCCGACCACGGGGUACCUGAGUACCCCACGCCCUUCCUGGCAUUCCUGCGCAGAGUCAAGACCUGCAACCCGCCUGAUGCUGGCCCCAUUGUGGUCCACUGCAGCGCGGGUGUGGGGCGUACUGGCUGCUUCAUCGUAAUUGAUGCCAUGCUGGAGCGCAUCAAGACAGAGAAGACGGUGGACGUGUACGGACAUGUGACCCUCAUGAGGUCGCAGCGCAACUACAUGGUGCAGACAGAGGACCAAUAUGGCUUCAUCCACGAGGCGCUGCUGGAGGCCGUGGGCUGCGGCAAUACCGAGGUCCCCGCACGCAGCCUCUACACCUACAUCCAGAAGCUGGCCCAGGUGGAGCCUGGCGAGCAUGUCACGGGCAUGGAGCUUGAGUUCAAGAGGCUUGCCAGCUCCAAGGCACACACUUCGCGCUUCAUCACCGCCAGCCUGCCUUGCAACAAGUUUAAGAACCGCUUGGUGAACAUCCUGCCAUACGAGAGCUCACGUGUCUGCCUGCAGCCCAUCCGUGGUGUCGAAGGCUCUGACUACAUCAAUGCCAGCUUCAUCGACGGCUAUAGACAGCAGAAAGCCUACAUUGCGACCCAGGGGCCACUGGCAGAGACCACAGAAGACUUCUGGCGUGCUCUGUGGGAGAACAACUCUACUAUUGUUGUAAUGCUCACCAAGCUCCGAGAAAUGGGCCGGGAGAAGUGCCAUCAGUACUGGCCAGCCGAGCGCUCUGCCCGCUACCAGUACUUUGUGGUUGACCCGAUGGCGGAGUAUAACAUGCCGCAGUACAUCCUGCGUGAGUUUAAGGUCACAGAUGCCCGGGAUGGCCAGUCCCGGACCGUCCGACAGUUCCAGUUCACGGACUGGCCAGAGCAAGGUGCACCCAAGUCAGGGGAGGGCUUCAUUGACUUCAUUGGCCAAGUGCAUAAGACCAAGGAGCAGUUCGGCCAGGAUGGGCCCAUCUCGGUGCACUGCAGUGCUGGAGUGGGCAGGACGGGCGUGUUCAUCACUCUGAGCAUCGUGCUUGAGCGGAUGCGCUACGAGGGGGUGGUGGACAUUUUCCAGACAGUGAAGGUGCUCCGGACCCAGAGGCCUGCCAUGGUGCAGACAGAGGACGAGUACCAGUUCUGCUUCCAGGCAGCAUUGGAAUACCUGGGCAGUUUUGAUCAUUAUGCAACAUAAGCCAUGGGCCCCGCCCGACACCUCAGCCCUGCGCCAAGUGCCCUGGAUGUGAGCCUAGCCCCGCUGCUGGGCUGGAGGUGGCCCAGGGAGGCCACCUCAUCGUGGAGACAGGCGCUGCCUUCCUCAUUCCCUUCUGAUUCCAAAACGAGGUUUGGGGAGGGUGGGGGUUGGGGUGGAGAGUGAAGGAGCCACUGCUUCCCACGACUGGGGUCACACAGGGACGGAACUCUGCUUUCGCACUCCCCUGCCUGCCUGUUGGCAACAUUUUUUUUUCUUAAUUUUUUUUUAAUAGUGUAUAUUUUUUCUUCAUCUUUUUUUUUUUUUUAAGAAAAAACAAAAUCGUGCCAGUCAAAACUUUGAAAAACAAACAAGAUCACUGUUUGUGCCUCUGUGGGAGGCCUAUUUUUUCAUAGUCAUCGUGCCGUGUGGUGGUUACGUGCAGCCACUUGAAACGGCUUCUGUGUGUGCAUCUUUCCCACAUGUCCGACACUGCCCUUCAUCCCCAUGUGAAUGGUGCGCUUAGUUUUUAUUUUUAACCUUUUUACUUUUUUUAAAAUCAAUCUUCAGACAUAUCAGAUAUGGAGGGUGAGGCGCUGGGGGCACUCGGGCCAGACUGCAGGGGCAUGCCAGUGAGGACACGGUGGUUGGCCUCGAUGCCCCAGUCUCUGGCGCACCAGGGAGGGCCCUCGUCCACUCAUGACCUCUGUGCCCCACAUGGAGGACCCCGUACUAUGGGAUACUUGGGGGGAUAUUUGACCCCUGGAGCAACUGAGGUCUCUCUUUGUAGGAGAGUGGGUCAGCACUUGUCCCAGCUGUUUUUUGGGCAGAAACAGCAGGUGACAUCCCUGUAUGUAGAUAAACCAACUUUGUAUUAAAGAAAGAUUCGUC
Mastomys coucha (southern multimammate mouse) is the source of this 6968-nucleotide messenger RNA. It is a transcript of the gene Ptprs, whose product is annotated as protein tyrosine phosphatase receptor type S. The record is from RefSeq and is a predicted model, not a curated record. Gene Ontology annotation, molecular function: protein binding; protein tyrosine phosphatase activity. The transcript is spliced from 35 exons. Gene Ontology annotation, biological process: protein dephosphorylation. NCBI's taxonomy places the organism in Eukaryota, Metazoa, Chordata, Mammalia, Rodentia, Muridae. Bases 318 to 6080 code for a protein of 1920 amino acids.